This is a messenger RNA of Pyricularia pennisetigena, 420 nucleotides long. RefSeq lists its product as uncharacterized. Gene Ontology annotation, molecular function: catalytic activity. Lineage: Eukaryota; Fungi; Ascomycota; Sordariomycetes; Magnaporthales; Pyriculariaceae. The record is from RefSeq and is a predicted model, not a curated record. Bases 1 to 420 code for a protein of 139 amino acids. The transcript has 3 exons. Gene Ontology annotation, biological process: DNA repair.
AUGCCUCAAUCAGAGGAGGCGGCCGCUUUCUUCUAUGCGGUGUACAGUGCCGUGCAGGAGAUACCGCCCGGCAAAGUCACGACAUACGGCCACAUUGCCCAUCUAAUCAAGGCAAAGCCCCUGCUAACCCCGGAAUCAGCCCAGAGACCUCGUCAGGUCGGGGUAUGCCUCAAGCAUCUUUCAGAAGACGACAACGCCGUGCAUAACCACAACAAUGUCCCUUGGCAGCGGGUUAUCAAUGCCAAGGGCAUCAUCUCUCCAAGAUCAGCACCAUCGGGUUCGCAGAAUCAGGCUGCUGCACUGAGGGCAGAGGGUGUGACGGUCACGACGGGGGCUCUGGGUGAGCUAAUGGUCGACUUUAAAGAGUACGGCUGGUUCCCCGAGAUGCUGCCGUCUGAGCAAGAGGAAGAACGAGCGUGA